This is a messenger RNA of Dictyostelium discoideum AX4, 1449 nucleotides long. RefSeq lists its product as hypothetical. Gene Ontology annotation, molecular function: ubiquitin-protein transferase activity; ubiquitin protein ligase activity. The transcript has 3 exons. Gene Ontology annotation, cellular component: cytoplasm; membrane. NCBI's taxonomy places the organism in Eukaryota, Evosea, Eumycetozoa, Dictyosteliales, Dictyosteliaceae. Gene Ontology annotation, biological process: protein ubiquitination. The coding region runs from base 1 to 1449 and encodes 482 amino acids. The record is from RefSeq and is a predicted model, not a curated record.
AUGGAACAUUAUAAAUCAAAAGGUAAACACAAUCAUAAUCAUACUCAAAUAAAUCAAAAACAAAUAAAUGAACAAUUAUAUUAUAAUAAUCAACAAUUUUAUGAUGAUCAACAACCAUUACAACAUGAAUCACCAGGGGAAAUAAAAACAAGAAGUAGAAAAAAUUCUUUACUUCAAGAUAAAAUUAUAAGCGAUUUAAUUAAAACAUUACAACAAAAUGAAAUUUAUACUUUAAAACAAUUAUAUAGAAAUAAUUUUCUCAUAAUAAAAAACACUGAUAGAUGUUAUAGGUUAUGUUUAUCAUUCGAUUUGCCAGCAGAUAGAAUUGGAUUAAGUUCUUUUACAACAAAAUUAUUAGAGAAUGAAAAUUUUGAAGAUUAUUGCACUGUUUCAAAAUUACCACCAAUUUUUUUAACUUUUAAAUAUAAUGAUGAUUAUCCACUCCUUUCAAGUUUAGAAUUUUUCAAAUUAGAAUGUGAUUGGUUAAGUGAAAAUUGUUUGUGUACAUUAUCAAAUCAAUUAAUUACACUUUGGAAUACUAAUAUCAACUUACCAAUCAUUUCAAUCUGGGCAAAUUGGUUAAAAGAAGAAUCUUUAUUUUUCUUAAAUUUAUAUUCAAUACGUACAACUACAACAAUUAUAACCAAACAAUUUGAAAAUGAUCAUCAAAAUGAUGAUAAUGAUAAUGAUGGUGAUAAUAAUGAAAAUAAUGAAAAUGAAGAUAAUCAAGGUAAUCAAGUGAAUGAAGAUAAUCAAGAUAAUAAUGGUGUUGUUGAAGUAAAUGAUAAAAAUAAUAAUAAUAAUAAUAAUAAUAAUAAUGAAGGUUUUAAACAACAACAACAACAACAACAACAAAAACAACAACUACAAAAUCAACGUCAACAAAUAAAAUCAUCAUCAUCAUCAUCUUUAUCUAAAAGUGGUAAAAUAAUUCAACAAUUACCAUUAUAUUAUGAAGAAUCAAUUAUAAGUACUCAUUAUAGUUUAACAUUGCCACCAAUGUAUAUAAAUGAUGUUCAAGGUCAAGAUCCAAUUUCAUACUUGGUCUCUUGGGAUAUAGAAAAUGAAGUUUCACCACAUAUUUAUAAUAUUAAAGUUUGUACAUUAUGUAGUUCUGAUCAUUAUAAUGUUGAUUUUAUAAAUAUUUUUAAUUGUAAUCAUAAUUUUUGUCAAGAAUGUUUAUCAGCUUAUGUUACAUUAAAUAUUGAAAAUGAUACAUUGGAGAGUAUAAUUUGUCCAGAUCAAGAUUGUCAAGUUUUAAUUUCACCUUUUGAAAUUAAAGAUUUAGUUAGUACAGAUACUUAUAAAUUAUACUUAGAAAGACUUUCAAAUAAUUUAUGUGAACAUUGUGACCAAGUUUUACAAUUAUUAAAAGAAACUGAUAAUGAAAUUAAUAUUAAUAAUAAUAAUAAUAAUAAUAAUAGUCAUAACCAUCAUCAUUUAAAAUAA